UAACCCACUCGGGACAGCACGGAGGUUGGUGGGAAAUGAGCUUAUAACCCACGGCAGCAUUUCCUACGCCGUCCCAAUUGAAGACGUGAUGAGGGAGCGGAGGUCCCGGCGGCGGAAAGCAGGAGGCGGCAGCGAGGAGGCAGCAGACCCGAUGAUGGCUUCCACAACAGAGGACACAAGUAAACUUCAAGGCCAUGGUGCGCCAGCUGAUGCCUCCCCAGACUCAAAAUGUCCCAUAUGCCUUGACAGAUUUGAUAACGUGUCCCACUUAGACAGAUGCCUGCAUAGAUUCUGCUUUCGCUGUAUCCAGGAGUGGGCAAAAAACAAAACUGAGUGUCCUCUAUGCAAGCAACCGUUUUAUUCAAUCUUCCAUAGUAUUCGAGCUGAGGAUGAUUUCAAGGAAUAUGUAUUGAGGCCUACAAUGAAUGGCUCUUUUGGCAGCCCAGAUGGACGCAGAUUUCGCUACCGCACUACCCUUACCCGAGACUACCGCCUACCUGUUCGAUCACUGAGAUCCUCAUCGUCACAAAGGACAUUUUCACCUCCAGACCAUGGUAUUCUUUUUGAGGGGAUUUCUAAUCAAACUUCACGACAAAUGGGUGGGGAGAUUCGGCAAAUGAUGCGAAGGUUGGCAUCCAGACGGCAGGCCAGUGCAGAAGGACGGUCUAUGAGGCAAAUCCAGGAGCAGGAACUUAUCAAUUUCAGAAGGGCAUUAUACCGAUCUGGUAUGCGUGUGAGGAAUAUUCAGGAUGGAGGGCGCUACCGUGACAUUUCUGCUGGAUUUUUCCAACGAAAUCCUGCUUGCCUUCAUCGUCUUAUACCCUGGCUAAAGAGAGAGUUAACUGUCCUAUUUGGAACCCAUGGCUCUCUUGCCAAUAUUGUGCAGCACAUCAUCAUGAGCAAUAUGACACGCUACGACAUGGAAAGCCAAGCAUUUGUGGAGGACCUGAGACCUUUCCUGCUUCAUCGUACAGACCAUUUUCUACAUGAAUUCAUUAACUUUGCCCGCUGCCCUUAUAAUAUUGAGGCAUAUGAUCAGCAUGCUAACUAUGAUUGCCCUGCCCCAUCAUACGAGGAAGGAAGUCAUUCUGAGUCAUCAGUUAUCACUAUUUCACCUGAUGAGGCACAUGCUAGGGAGCCAGAUGUAUCCGAGCCUUUUCUUUCUGUUGGACAAACCCCAUGGGAUGAUGAGACCCCUGGACCUUCAUAUUCCACCUUGGAGCAACCAACUGCUACAACGUCAACAACUGUUGAUAUAUCUGAAAGUUCGGAUGAGGAACCUUUAGGCAGCAGAUUGGUUGCCCAGGACUCUAAACAUGGGUCCCCUGAAAAUACACGUAACUCACUUAAUUCUGAUGACUGUGUCAUAGUUGGUUAUGUUAAACCAUUAUCAGAAAGAACUCCAGAAUUAGUUGAACUAUCUUCUGACUCAGAAGGGUCUCUGUGUGAGGUAAAUUAUGAGGACACUAAAAAACCAUUGCUGAAGCCAUUCACUUUGAGUGAUAGUAAUGCAUCAAGUGGAUCCUCUUCUCCUAUACCCUCUCUUACAUGUCAUAACGCACACAAAGCUGCCCUUAAAGCGAGCAUCUCACCUAAAAAAAACACAAUUUCUCCAAAAAAAGACAAGGGUAAAAAGCCACUUGGUGUGUCUUCUAGGAUUACACUGGAGUCCAGGAAAGAUAACAGUCGUUCAUGUAGCAGCCACUCUGUGUCAGAAUGGAGAUCAAGGUCGAGAAGCUCAGAUUGUUACUCUCGUUCAUCACACAAUAGAGGCCACAGCACUAAAAGGCAGCAUCAUGCCAAAACUCGCGUAAGAACGAAGACUCCAGAAAAAAGCAGACACAAAGGUAGGAGGGAAAAGAAGAAAUCUAGGAGCAGGGACAGGAGUUUGUCAUUGAGGAGUAGGACUGUGUCACUGACAAGUGAAAGCUCCAGAGAAAGGGCUGGAUCCAGCUCUAGAAGCAAAAACCGCUGCAAAGGCAGAUCGAGAAGCCGUGAUGGUGACUUUACUAGAGAAAAGUAUCACAACAAAUAUCAAUGGGAGUACACCUACUACAGCAGGAAUCGAGUCGGUGAUGGUUAUGAACAGUCCUACCGAAGGCGAACAUGUGUCAGAGGUCAUUAUUCUAGAAAUUCUAGUAGUCCAGAAUACAAGGUACCGUCUUCCUCUGAGAGAAGAGGUGUUAGUCGUGAAAGGCGACAUGUUACUGGCAGACAACAUCAUCGUGAAAGGUACAGAUCCAGGAGUUGUUCCAGCAGUCAAAUAAACACCUCUAGUACAGAACGCAAUCUGUCUGAGAAACCAGGUGGAAAAAGAAAGUAUAAAACGCGGCACCUUGAGAAUAAGGAGAAUGAUGAUGGUGCUCGGGCGGCACAGCCCAGGUCAACAGAACAGUACAGAGAUGAGUUACCUGCUUCCUCCUCCAAAGAACCAAAGAAAAAGUGGAAAAAGAAGACAAGAAGCCCCAGUGUGGAAAUAGUUUAUGAAGGUAAAACAGCAGAAAGUACAAGGCACCAUAAAAAGAAGAAAAAGAAAAAGCAUAAGAAGAAGCGUCGUAGGGAACAGUCAUCCCGUUCUCCAGCUACUUCGCCUGUUAUAAUUACUAUUGAUAGCGGCAGCGAAACUCCUAUUGUUGAUGACCCCCUUUGCAAUGAUAACAGUACUCCCUCACAGGAUGAAAGCAACAACGCCACCUCUAUUGCUGCACCAAGCCAAACCACAUCUACCUCUGCCAUGGCCAGCACCACUGAUAUAUCAGCACCUGAUAUCAGCACAGCUGAAGAGGCCGAGCCUUAUUCUAAAGGCUAUGGUUUAUGCUCUAGCAGUGGCAACUUGGUUGACCCCACAGGUAUUUUGGAUGGUUUACUCCUCGGCGAGAAACCCGUUGAACAGCACCUUCCAGCAAAAUGCACUUCACCUAGUAGACAGACUCACCAUGUAGAAAACCCUAUAACAACUGAGCUGAGCCCAUCAGACCCAGAGGCUGCACAAGACACUGCAGCUCCAUUAACGGGUCCGACCAGAAGUGAGCUUCAACAAGAUCUUGCCGAGGAAACUUAUGCAAGUCCUCUCUUGGAACAGAUGACAGCUGGGGAAACAGAAGCAUAAGGGAACGUCGUCUUUUGUCCUGAUUUUAUUUUACUAUGUUCAGAACUGGCUUAAAGGGACAGUUUAUUGUCCUAUGCCUCCUCGCCAACACAAAUGCAUAAUAAACUACUUUGUAAUUACUUUAAUAUGUGUCUGUAGGAAAAAAAAAUAGAUAAAAAUAAAGCCGCACACUUGCAGCGCGCCACCUCCUCUACUGUCCACUUGACAUAGUGACAAGAAA
Spea bombifrons (plains spadefoot toad) is the source of this 3329-nucleotide messenger RNA. RefSeq names its product TOP1 binding arginine/serine rich protein, E3 ubiquitin ligase (gene TOPORS). Gene Ontology annotation, molecular function: metal ion binding; ubiquitin protein ligase activity. Lineage: Eukaryota; Metazoa; Chordata; Amphibia; Anura; Pelobatidae. Bases 89 to 3109 code for a protein of 1006 amino acids. The transcript has 2 exons. Gene Ontology annotation, biological process: protein monoubiquitination; protein polyubiquitination. The record is from RefSeq and is a predicted model, not a curated record.